Messenger RNA from Pseudomassariella vexata, 1723 nucleotides. RefSeq lists its product as uncharacterized. The transcript is spliced from 2 exons. Lineage: Eukaryota; Fungi; Ascomycota; Sordariomycetes; Amphisphaeriales; Pseudomassariaceae. Bases 380 to 1561 code for a protein of 393 amino acids. The record is from RefSeq and is a predicted model, not a curated record.
GUCUUAUCAAUGGACAGAACCUCCGCCGGGAACAUUUAUCUAACAGAGACAAUAACAACUUGACGCUGGUCAAGUGGCCCAACUAUAGAGUUUGGCUGCAUCAAGGCUCACGGGAACCAAGUUUUUCGAGAAAGCUUGAUUCACCGACGCCAGCUUGCCCUGAAGCGCGUACGAACGUAAAAUUGACGAAUCAUGGCCUACGUCAACGCGAUGAGGCUUCCUUCCCAUGGGGCUUAUCAAUGCGGCAUUCUAACGUUACGUUGGUGGUAUUCAAAGCACUUCACUUGUCAAGUAUUCAUCCGGAAUUCCACACCCUGAACCUCUCCUUUUCAUAUUCGUCUUUUAGGUUGUACAAGCAGCUCGGUUGUGUAGCGAAGAAAUGCCUGCGGUCGCAAUAAAAGCGGGCAUCAUUGCCGUGUCCCUCGUCGUCGCCGCGGGCGUGGCGAUUUAUGAAUCCCCGGAAAUCCGCCGUACCUUAGAAGAUUUGAGACGCAAAAUCGCCGUCGCGCUGCAUUCGCUCGGAGAUAGCAUCAGUCCGCAAGAGCGCGAGAAUCUUCUCAACCGACCCGAGGAUGCCGAAGGGUUCCUACUGUCUCGGGGAAUCGACGUUCGUAGCGAGCAAGGUGAUCAACAAGGCGGCGAACUAGGUGUCGACGCCGAUGCGGAGAGUCGUCGGCGCCAACGCGAGGAACUGAUGUAUUGGAAUGCGAUUGCCGAGGCGAAGAGAGCAAAGGAGCGUGGUGAUCCGGAAAAGACUGCUGAUGUCUCGGCGGUCCGGUCACGUACCACAAGCCGGGGCUCCAGUUUUGAUGACUUUCUCAAGCAGGACUCUGACGCCGAGAAGGGGACGUACGUCUUCCACUCCGGAACUGACCGCAACGAAGCUUCCGAAGGUCUCCGUCAUCGCGCGGAGGGAAUCCGAGGAUUGAGCCACUCGGUUUACACGAACCCCUUUGCGGACGAGCACGGCAUCGACGAACACACACUUUUCGAGAACAGCCUGAUGGAUCCCAAAGACGAGUUCGACGGGGAUGACCUUUACAGCAUUUCUGAUGCGGGUAGACAUCGUGACGAACAGUCGAGGUCCGCUACUCUCUCGGCGCUCCCCGCCUUGGCAGAGGUUGAUAGGCCCGCCAAAUCAAGGGAGCAAACGCCAUCCUCCACUACGGAGCCUGAAGUCGUUGCAGAUGACUCCAUGGCAGUUGGUGAAGAGGACAAACACGACGACACCUUCAGUUCCAUUCAAGCUUGGGCGCAGACGGCUUCAAUUCCAUCCCACCCAUCCAACGCCAGCUUCUACUCACCCCUUCCCGAGACUCCUGCUGCACCUCUCUCAGAACCCGAACUGAUAAGCGACGGCGAAAUGACUCCAACCGACUCUGCGUCUCUGGCCGGUUCCGGCGAGGAUAUUGCUGGCGAGGCUCGUUCCAUGGUAUCACAACAGGGGCACUACUACGACGUCAUUAGCGACGAUGAGGGCAUCCUGACACCGGCAAGUUGGUCAGAAGUCGGUAGUGUCAUUAGCGAGAGCGAUGCUGGUGCUCAACGUGUCCACGCAUAACAUUAGACAGUUAGCAUUUUUCUUUUUCGGUACCUAGGGAACACACGGCACGGCGUCAGGACGGAGGAUCAAUUUGGUAUUUCCACGAGGCAGCAAACACCUUCAUAUUCAAGUAACAGGCCUGGUGGUAUAUGUUAUCGUUUAUAACACAUAUUUUUGUAA